This is a messenger RNA of Insectozyma verbasci, 4416 nucleotides long. The record is from the annotation of a GenBank genome assembly. NCBI's taxonomy places the organism in Eukaryota, Fungi, Ascomycota, Pichiomycetes, Serinales, Debaryomycetaceae.
AUGGAUGAAGAAGAUCCAAAUAUCACAGGUGGUAUUAGUAUAAUUAGUAAUAAUAAUAAUGACUAUAAUCAGACCAUUGAACAAUCAUCAAUACACUCACAAUUACCUCAGGAUAUAAUAUCGUCAUCUCCAUCAUCUUCAACCUCAAAAUAUCAAUCAUUCAAGAGUAUAAUACAAGAAAACGAAAAUGAUGAAGUAAUAAAUCCACAUCAAAAAAAUGAUGUUAUAUAUGACACGGAGUCACAUCCAGAACCAGAUGGUGAAUUGAUAGGAGAAAUAAUCAUAGAUAAUGACAAAUUCAGUGUUUCAACUGAUUUGAAUACUGAUAAUUUAUCAAAAUCAACGUCUAACUAUUACUUAUAUCAACAACAACAGCUUAAUAUUCACCCAAAUUUUCAAUACAAUAAACACAACGAAUCUAUAUUUGAUGAUGAGAAAUUAUUUCCUUGUUUACCAAUUGCAAAUUCUGCGUCAAAUGAAAAUUUAGUUAAAUAUGAUACAAAUAAUCCAGAAUUAAUCAAUCAUGCAACUAUAAAAGCAUUAAUUGUUCAAUUAACAUCGCCUGAAAUCAUUGACUAUAAUCUAAUUUGUGACUUUUUCUUAACAUUUAGAAUGUUUUCAAAUUCAUUUGAAACUUUAAACUUAUUAUUAACCAGAUUAAUUUGGUCAUUGCAAUAUAUCAACUCCAAAAAUAAUGAAAGUAAUAUUAAAAUAGGUAAAUUAGUGUUAUUGAGAACAUUUGUCGUGCUUAGACAUUGGAUUAUUAACUAUUUCAUUGAUGAUUUUAAUAAUAAUAAUCAAUUAUGUGAUUUAUUUUCAUCAACAUUAAACAAUAUAACAUUAGAAUCAAAUUUGAUAAAACAAGAUGAUGCUAACUCAUUUUUCAUAACUAAAAUUUUCACUGAUUUGAAAAUACAUUGGUUAAAUUUAAUAAAUAAUUUUUGGAAUUUGGGACUUGACUUAGAUUCAAUAAUGGCAAAUAAAUCAAUAUCUUUUAAUUAUCAAUUACCAUUGACUAAUGAAAUAAAUCAUCAUUUGAAUAAUAAGAAACUAUCUAAAUCUAAUACUGACAUGUCAAUUCAUACAAAUCCAUCAUAUAGAAGAUCAGCCAUGCUUUCAUUAUACGAUCAAAAGAUACAUCAUAAAAUGUUGAUAUUUAAUGAAGAACAACAAUCACAGCAAAGCUCCCCAAUUCAAGAUGAGAAUCCACAAUAUUCAAUAAAUAACUUGUUACUACAACAUCAUUCGUCAAGAUUAUCUAUAAAUAACAAAAUUCAAGAAAUACAACUGCAAAAGAUUAGUUUACUUAAUAAAUCACCGGCAUUUUCAAUUUCAAACACAAAUACAAUAUCCAAAGCAUCACCAAUACUGGUAAAUCAAAUUAAUAAUAAUACUAAUGCUACAAGUAUAUCAACUACUCCAACUCGAAAAAUGAAUAAUCGCCGAGGAAUCUUAACCCAAACUACAAGACAUAAUCAUAUGAAUAUUAAGGAUUCUGCUUUAGAGUUGAAAAAAACAAAAACAACAACAAUUCAGGAAGAUGGAGAAGAUGUUGAAAAUGCAAAUAUCACAAUACAAGCAACUAGACCAGAAAGAAAAGAUACUGAUUCAUCUCCACAAGUUGGAAUUGGGUUUUCAACAAAUGGUAAUAUUAAAUUACCUACUUCAAAAGUUUCAACUAUAGUACCACCUACACCAGUCAAGAAAAUGGAUUUCAUAAUAGAUCAAUCACAAUUUAUUGCAUCUCCAAGGAAAAGUCAAAGUCAAAGUACAUUACAACCACCAUCAAAUAUAUCGCUUAAUGAAAAUGAAUUUGGUAGAAAAGGUUCAAUAAAGAAAUUAAUGGAUGGAUGGAAGAAUUCAUUAGUUCAGCAUUAUUCAAAAUCUACACCAGUUACGGCUCAUAUAAUACAUCCAACUAAAUCUAAUAAACACGAUAGUAAUAAUAAUUUAGAGAAAUUAAUUACCAAUGCAAUUAAUGUAAUUGAUUAUGAUAUUGGUGAUAGAGUUGAUGUAUUAAGUGCUAGAAUAAUUGAUGAAUUAGAAUAUUUAAUAACUUAUUAUGUUAAUUCAAGUAGUAUAAUUGUAUCAGAGAAUGAUGAAAAUAAGAAUUUUGUAGAUGUACCUGAAGAAAUCAAUGAUCAUAAUAGUGAAGUAAAUUUACAGCCAAUCGAAAUUUCAUCACCAAUGGAAAAUAAAAAGAACAAUAAUAGUGAUAUAGAUAUCAAUGAUUUAUCAGAAUUGAAUAUAAUCAAAAUUGAUAAUUUGAUUAAUGAUAAUGAAGAUAAUAAUGUUCAAACGGUCAAAGUACAAAGAGAUAAUAACGCUGUAUCGACUGAACAUAUACUUGAUGAAAUUUCCAAUGAUUCAAAUAAUACAUCAUUUCAAAAACCAACAAGUAUAAAUUGGAAUGAUGAAGAAAAUGUUGAUCUUGAAAAAUCAGCUGAAAAGAAUGAAAUAGAAGAUGAAGAUGAAGAAUUUAAUUUUACCAAUAGUAAAAAAUUUGAUGAACCUCCAAAUUUUAAUUUUCAACAAUCAAAUCAUUCGUUUGAAACUUCUACAAUUUCAACUCCAAGUAAUUUAACUCAAUAUGAUGCCGAAAUUGCAGAUUUGGGAAUUGCAAUGAGUCCACAACUGAUUAAACCAAAACGUAUUAGUUUUUGUGAAAAUAUAUCGAACAAUAAUAAUAAUAAUCCAACAACCAUUUAUAACAAAAGAUUAUCAAUUUUAUCAAAAACAUCAAAUAAUUCAGUCUUGAAAAGAGAUUCAAUAAAGUCGUAUAUUAGUUAUGAUUCAGCAUUUUCAGUAUCUAAUGAUUCCAACUCAAUUAAGAAUUGCAAUAGUUUAGAAUAUUCAAAUGGAUUAAAGAAGAAAACUGGAUUUAAUAAUUUGAGAAUUGGUGGCAAUGAAGAAAUGAAAAUUCAAAGAAUAAGUACAAGAUUUAGUACUUUAUGUGCAUUAACAGAAUUGCCAUUUAAUGAAAUGUUAAAUAAUGGUAUUGAAAAACAUUCAUCGAUUGAUUUCUCAAAUAGUUCUGUAUUUUCAGUGGCUAUUAGAUCCAAAAAAAAUUCAUCAUCAAUGAUUGAUAAUAAAGAAUCAUUACAUUCAACUACGAAGACGAUUUCAUCUACCAAUUAUUCUGUUGUACUUCCUGGGAUUAGUAAUUUUGCAUUGAAACAAUUGGCAGCAAUACCUGAUGAAACCUUUCAAUCUUCGGAGGAUCCAAUUGAAAAUGCAUUAUACAAAUUAGAAGGAAAAUCACAACCAUCAAAACUGACAUUGAAAUCAAAAGAAACACAUAAUCAUAAUGACUAUAUUGACGAUACACAAGAAAUAUUAAAUCAAAUUCAAAAUGCAAAUACUGAAGAUUGCAUAACUUAUGAUUUCACAAUGAAUGAUAUAAAAUCAGAAGAAAGUCCGUUAACACCAAUUAAAACACAAAGAACUGAUAAUACAAAUAUAGACACUACAAAUUCAAAUCCAUUGACAUCAACUCCAAAUCAUAAUAAUACUACUACGUUCCAUCAUUCGCCAAAGAUUAUACUUGAUGGGUACUCUCCAUCUUCAGAUUUAUUAUCAAUUGAAAAUAUUAUGAGUUCAAAAUCACACAUUUCAUUCAUUUUAUCAUAUACUUCACAAUCCUUAGCUGAACAAUUCACCAUGAUUGAGAAAGAUAUGUUACAAGAAAUAGAUUGGAAAGAUUUAAUCGAAUUGAAAUGGAAUAAAGAUAUAACACCAAUAAAUUCUUGGUUGGAAACCAUAAUUAAUGAUAAUUAUUAUAUCAAAAACAAGGGGGUUAAUUUGGUAAUAUCCCGUUUUAAUUUAAUGGUCAACUGGAUAAUUUCUGAAAUUUUAUUAACUUCAAAUGAGAAUGAAAGAAUCAAUAUAAUUUCAAGAUUUAUUCAUAUUGCUCAAAAUUGUUUAAUGUUGCAAAAUUUUUCCACCCUUAUGCAAAUUAUUCUUGCAUUAACAUCUCAAAAAGUUCAAAAGAAUUUGAAAAAUACAUGGAGGAAUUUAACUCCGGGUGAUAUUUUAAUGUUGAAAAAUUUAGAAGAAUUAGCAUCACCAUUGAAAAAUUUCUUAAAUAUUAGACUUGCAAUUAAUCAAAUCAAGCCUUCAAAAGGUUGUAUUCCAUUUGUUGGUUUAUAUUUAUCUGAUUUGACUUUUAAUUCUGAAAGAUCAUCGAUUAUAAAAAAGACUGAAAUUGGAAAUGGGAAUGAUAGUGAGAAUAAUUUGGUUAAUUUUUCAAAGUUUAGAACUUCGGUGCAUAUUGUAAAGUCCUUGAGUCAAUGUAUUGAAUGGUCAAAUAAUUAUACGUUAAAAAUUGAGAAGGAAUUGUUAUCAAAAUGUUUAUAUUUGAAAAGCUUGGAUGAAGUUGAAAUGAAUUAUUGUGUAGAAGUUAUAAACGACAAAUAA